AUAGAAAUACUACUUUAUUUCUAUGUAGUUCAGCUAAUGUUAUGAGAUGUGAUGCCGUUGACGAUACAACUCUCGACCUUUACUCAGCAAAUAUUACAUCAAAUUCAUCAUCAAUUAUAAGUGUAUUCACAAUCAAGAAUGUCAGCCUUUCUCUACACAAUACAGGAUGGUUCUAUACUGCUGAAUUUAAUGCAAACAUUAGCUUUCAUGAAACAUCCGGAUUUUUCCUUCACGUAUUUAGUGAGUUAAAAAUAGUGGAAUUAAGCAAUGUAUACCAUAUUAGAAUUAUAAAAUCCUAUCAGCAUAACAUAAUUUUUUUAGAAAUAUAUGAAAUAUUACAUAUUAAUUCAUAGUGAUUGAGAGAUUUUCUUUUAUACCAUUCAAAAUUGUAUAUUUUUAUUUUAAUAAAGCCCCUGCUGAGAGUCCAACAUGUGAUGAAGUAAAACUACUAAAUGAAAGCAAUAUUCAAAUAACUUGUUGGACGAAAAAAGUUUUUCCUGGAAGCGUGUGUCUAUUUAAUGUCAAUUCCAAUGUAAGUAUUUUAAAACAAAUUUUUUCACACCAAGUCUAUUUAAUUUCCUGUUAGAUACCUUGUAUGUGAAGGGUGUUUGGGUUUUAUGGAGGGGGUAUUUUAUUUAAAAUAUAAACAUCUACAUAGUGCAAAUUUAUUCAAAACCGCCUAAAUAUUACAUAUUAACUCUUUUAACGAGUUAUACAAUCCCUAAUUUAUUAUAUCUAUUAGGCAAUUUACCUUUUGAUCAGUACGAACACUUUCCACAUAAAAAGUUAUGUCUGAGAAGAAUAACUUUGAUAAUUAAAUGCAAUCAAUAGGAUCGAUUUACAAUCUUCUCAACGUCUAACUAGUUUGAGUGGCGUAGCAAAGGUCGAUGCCAGUGACCGGUAACGCUAAGUGGGCGCCUAAAUGGGCGCAUUGUAACAACAAUAAAUAUAUUGGAUUAUAUAUUGAAUCCAUUAGUAGACAUUUUUGCAUUCACUGAGAGACCUUUUGCUAUUACUUUACUGUAUCUGCCUGUGUGUAUCGUCUCGCGUGGUAUUUAACUGCUGCCUAAUAAUUCUAGGACACUUUUAAUGGCGGUCACUAAAACUGUCAUAAUAACUUGUGUCACGCGUUUGCCUUUGAUUGGUCGAAUCGAACCACGUUUGCCGCUUUAUGAAUGUUAAGUGUACAGAUUAGCAUCCUGCGAGUCCUUUUUUAGGAGCUUAUUGGCUGCAUGCGAGCAGAGCAUUUUUUGAUUUUUUCUUCUUUUAGACGAAUGUUUAUUAUUUAUCUUCAUGAUAAAGGUCAUUAGUUAGUGCUUUUUAUAUACCAGAUGUAAAAAUAUAGAUUAAUGUUUUCAUUUUGUUUACUGUUUGUAAACUUAAAUGUUUUCUGCAACAGCUAUUUGAUUAAAUAACUUACACUUUAUUCGAUAAACGAAUAAGAAUUGUAUAAUUUUGAAUUUUUUUUUAAAUAUUGAUUUAUCACAUCAUUAAUUUUACCCCCCAAAAACCAAGCUUGAAAAUCAAACAUUAUUUUUUUGUUCAUUGCCUCCAUGACAUGAGAAACUCUGAGGUGCUGAAAGGCGCAAUUGAAAUAGAGAAGCAACAAACGAAGAAGAGAAAGCGAGCCAGUAAAUGAAAAACGUAUUUAAAAAAACGUACUCAAAAGUUAAUCAAAUUAAAAACAAGACAUUAGAAUCACAAGAAGGUGUUCCGGAGCCAGUGUCGAAUUUUUCCCAGAAAACAAGGAUGUUGAAGUUUAAAUUAAUCAAGAUGAAAAAGACAAGGACCAUGUGCAAAAAAUUUCACGUGUCUGAAAAUUUCCGGUCAGAUGUUGCAAGCGAAACAUAUUAUAACUCUGAGUCGACUCAACACAGUGCUUAUGAUAAAAAAGAAGAAAAUAAAGUUAUAAAUAAUAAAUUUCCGGAAAUUAAUACACAUACAGCUAAUGAUAAUGAUGCCGAAGUGCCUCUAAUAACUUAAGCUGUACUUCUGUUUUAUGCAUCCUCUUAUUAAUUUUGUGUCAUGCUAUUAUCAACAUCAUUUUCGAAUUGUUAAUCUUCGUUUGAAAAGGCUAAUGCAGGCCUGAAUAACUCAUAGUGUAAAGAAGGCAAUAAUACUUUUUAAAAAAAAAACUUGUGCAGAUCGAAACAAAAUAGUAAAAUGGGGUAAGCUAUGAAGAAAAUAAUAAUAAUAAUAAUAAUAAUAUUUUGUUACUUCACGGGCCGCAAAGAAGUUGCUUGCAGGCGGCAUGUAGCCCGCAGGCAAUAUUUUGUGCAGUCCUGAGUAUAUGGAUUUGAUAUCUGGAGACACACUGAAAGAUUAAGGGAUCACGAAAAUAGCAGUAGUGAUCAAACAUCACUUCAUGAUCAUCAUGUCCCCUAGUCCUUGGACCGUUGGGGCACCACAAAUGACAUGUGAACUAUUCUCCUACAUUCGUCUCUACCUUCUGCACUUGGCAGAGCAUCGCCAAGUGUUAGUCUUGUCCACUCGUUGAUGUUAUCCUCCGAUCUUUUUCUUCGCCUUCUUUGUCUUCUUCUUCUUCUCUCUCCUCUUGAGGUGCCCUGCAAUAUUUCUUUGGCAAGCCAUAGUUUCCUUGUUACGUGGCCGUGCCAUUGUGGUUAACGUUUUUUCACAGUCACCAGUAGGUCAUCGUACUCCCCAAUUGUCUGGCGAACCCUUUCUUUCAUUGUAUCAUUGGAGAUAUGGUCCCCAUGGAAGCGGCCAACAAUGCUUCUGAACAUCAAUUAAAUAAUUGAAAAAGACAGAAAGAAGGAUAAUUCUUGGAAUAGGAAUUGUUAUGGAAGUUGAGAGUCAAAUACAAUUGGAAAAAACAAUUGAGGUGUCUUGAAAAGAGUGCUUACUUGAAUUAAGUUUUUAGAAUCUCAAUUUUUUUCUUGCCACUGCGCGGUUAUAAGGAAACUUUAAUGAUGAUAAGGCAUUUAAAGUUGGGAAUUUACUAAUUCUGGAAAAGUCAUUGCACAGUACGAUCCUCUUUUUGCACGCUAUCAACUAUCAACAUGCAAGACAAAAUCAAAGAUCUAUUUCAUAAUUAUCACUGGAAAUCAAAAAUAAAUGUUUAUGUCUUCUAGCUUCUGCUGGCAGGAAAAUGUCACUGAAUGAUAUCAAAAGGAAGACAAUAUUAUGGAAAUCUAAUUUAUUCAACACCUGUUCAAGGACAUCGAGGAACAGUUUUUGGAGGAAAUUUAAUUUUUCUAUGUUGAUUUUGUGACAAAAAAGUAGUCAUCAAGAAUCAUUUCUGAGUUAUAUUGAAAUACAUGUAACAGAUGAAGCCAACGUUGAAAAGCUCAAGUGUAGCAACUGUGAAUCUUACGAUUUACUUUAUGAUGAUUGUGAACACGACCAAAUUUUCUUUUCUAGUUUGGGCUAAAACCGAAACCAGACCGAAAAUUAAAAAAAAAAUUGCGACCAAAACCGAAACCGAAACUAAAAGCUUAACGAGACUUUCGGCGAAACUUAAACCAACAGUUAAAGAAGCCUUUCAGCCGAAACCGAAUAAUGUAAAUAUUUGAAAAAAUAGUUUGUACACACUUUCCGCAAUCCGCGAAACAUGACUUAUUAACAUUGUGGAGAAUUGCGUAUUUCUUUUAAUUUACUCACACACAAUAUCCAUAAAGUAGUUAACCCCACAAACACCCCACAUUUUUUUGAAUUGUCACUUUGACCACCAGUAAACUAAAACGUCUUAAUUACUUUUUUAAAGCCUUUGAAAGUAUGGGACCGAAACAUCCUACCAUCAAAUUGAGUCUGGAUUAACUUUGAAAUCGCCUACUUACCAUUACUACUUCAUUGUUUUUAUUCAGCUUGUCACCACAUACACAUACACAUACACACAAGCACAGACACAUACGCAAAAACCUGACGGAACAAAUAAAUUCUACCAUUCUUUGUAUCUUUGCCCUGAACAAUCUAUAUGAGACAAUUAAUGUUCUGUAAUCCUAAUGUUACAACUAAAGUGUGUUAUCAAGCCAUUCUAUAAAAAAAUCAAAGGCAAAGUGUAUAAUGUCUUAUGUAGUGUACAUGUUGACUAGGGUUUCAUUAAAAUGGCUAGAUUAUAAACUUUUAAAUAUUAAAUCAAGAACAAUAAUAUAAAUAUUACCAUUUCUCUAGUCGUUAUUGAUUUUCUCUCACACAAGUAUUUACAUUUCCCUAUGCCUUAUUGAAAUUUCACUAUUCGAAUGAUUCGACAAGUGAGUCAUUUUGCAGCUGUGAACAGUGUUUUCAUAAGAUUUGUUUCACAAUGUACGAAAACAGCAACACAUCAAGCAAUAAUGAAUACUAGAUAUUGCCGCCUAACAUUGGUGGCAGCAAUGCGUGAACUUGCCAUCUAAAAAAUAUAACUCAAACAAGGCACAUUUAUAAAUCCCCAUUUUAGCUACACCCCUUCCCCCAUGAUACGCCACUGCACACUUUUUACUUCACGCCCAUGAACUAUAGCGAAGCGUUGCUAUGUUCGCAAAGAAAGCGGGGAAAGAACGGCCACAAAAAGUAGCAAGAAGAAAUCAGAACAACGCGAGUGAACGUGAUUCAAAGAAGAGAGCACUGAGACACACCUGUUAGCAAAGCAAAUCAACCAAAGUUGAGCUGGUUCAGAGCUUGUUGGGGUGUGCGCAUGGCUGGCAAGCAAGGUUGGUGCAUUAGAGGGGGCCGUAGCUCCACCGCAGUGCUCAUGUAUCAAGACAACGAUGAGCAGGUAAGGGAUGGGGGAGGGUUUGCGUGCGUCUUGCUUCCUCUGGCACAUCUAUAUACAGCCUGCGUGGGCGCCUUGGUCUUCUUGCCCUAGUUUCGUGUGCGAAUUAUAUAUAUAGAUUGUAUUGCCAGCCGAUAGACAAGGUGGCAAUCUGAAAUCUGUUAAAAUAACGCAGUCUAAAUCAUCUUCAGCCCCAUGGCCUAAAAUCUUAAUUACUUUCGUCCGUUACCAAAAAUAAACAACACUUAAAUUUUCUGUCUCGCCGAAAUCCGCAAUUAAACCGAAAGUUAACUUUUAUCUUUCUGCCGAAAACGAAACUGGUAUGAUAUUUUCGACGGCUAAACCGAGACCAUAGCUGAAAUUGGUCAGUUCUAAUCUCAAUACUCAUAUAAUGUGUCUGUGAUAUGUUGGCUAAUAGCAUACCUGAAAUUGUAAUAUCAUUGCUGUACGUGUACGGAAAGGGGGGGGGGGCAUGAAGGGCGCACAUAUGUUUUUUUCUCUGGGCACCUUAUAUCAUCGCUAAGCGACUGACUAGUAUAUUUUAUUAAUUACAUGAUAUAUUUUCUUUUUUACUUAUUUAACAAUUAUGUUUUUCAUAUAAAUAUUCUACGAUUAUUUUUUACGAAUGUAUUUCUUUCUUAAUUCAAAUUAAUUUGAGUCAGGAUUUUUCUAUUUGUCAAAGCUUUCUUCAAUAUCAAGUCUAUUGGUAAUACCCAAUCUGAUUUCCGUUAUCGAUAUUAUUGUGUGUUUCAAUCAGAUACAUACGUUUUGUAAAUAUCAUAUAAUUUGACUCUUCCCUUUGUUAUAGUUAAAAUUAUUUAAAUAUAUAUGUUACCGGCAAUAUGCGAAAUCCGGCAUUAUAUAGAAUGCCUAGGUAUUCUAUAGAAUGCCUGAAAAUUGUAGGCAAAGUAUGAAAUGGUUUAUAUUUCACACAUGUCCUAGGCAUUUUUUCUAAUGCCUAAGAGCGACCCGGCAAUGUAUAGAAUACCCCGCCAUUCAUGUUUGAUUCUUUGCUUGGUGGUGGCGUUGCGAUCGUGACACACGUGUUUCGUACUCCUGCCAAAGACCCUACCCCUUUUGUUUCAAGAUGGCUGCUGAAAUGUAGGAAGAUCAGAUUGUAGCUUCAGAUCAGGACUCACAGUAUGUUUACAUGCAACGGUGGUUCUACGAUGAACUUUCUCAAUGACGAGCCAAUACUGCUAAAAACUGCGGUUCUCUAGCGGCAACUAGUUACCAAAAAUUAGUGGAUGAUGUGAAAAUGGAUCGGAUGACAAAUCAGAAGAAACCAAAAGAAAAUUUGCUGCUGAAACGCUAUGAUGUAAUGGCGGUAGAGAACAAAAGUAAGUUGAUCUAUCCGGUUAAAGAAGGCGACAGCGCUAUUCAGUUCUAUGUCAAAAAUUCUGAAUUAUUUGACGUACUUCACGAGGCUCAUUUGGCCGUGGGACAUGGAGGAAGGGACAGAAUGUUGAAAGAACUUUCACACAAGUAUAAGAACAUUACAUGUAAUGAUAUUGAACUUUACCUCCACCUUUGUGAGCCGUGCCAGAAGAAACAAAAAGAUGUCACAAAGGGUGUUGUGGUGAAGCCUAUGAUUUUUUGUGAAUUCAACUCCCAUGGUCAGGUCAAUCUUAUUGAUUUUAAAUCCCAUCGUGACAGGGAAUAUACAUUUAUAAUGGUGUACCAAGAUCAUCUCACAAAGUUUGUGGUUCUGAGGGCUUUAACAUCCAAGAGCGCGGAAGAGGUAGCCUACACACAAGUAGAAAUAUUUAAAUUGCUUGGCGCUCCAUCAAUUCUACAGUCUGAUAAUGGCCGGGAAUUUACCAACAAUGUGGUGAACAGCCUAAAGGAGUACUGGCCCAAGUUGAAGAUCGCCCAUGGUAAACCGCGCCGCUCACAAAGCCAGGGCAGUGUCAAAAGAGCUAAUCAAGACAUCGAAAACAUGCUAUGUGCUUGGAUGCAAGAUGAAAAAACUGACCACUGGGCUGAGGGAUUACGAUUCAUGCAACUUAUGAAGAACAUGGCCUUUCAUUCUGGGAUCAAGAGAACGCCUUAUGAAGAACAGGGCCUUUCAUUCUGGGAUCAAGAGAACGCCUUAUGAAGCUCUAUUUUGCUGCAAAGCUAAAGUGAGCCUUGAAACGUCCUCCAUUCCCCUUGACGUUUUAAAAGACAUACAGACUGAGAAAGAACUCGAAAAAAAAUAAUAGAAAUCGUAAAAACAACACAGCAAGGAAGAAGCAAAUCGUCAGAUGCACGAUACAGAGCCUGCUAUACAGAAUACUGAAGAGAAUGCAAUCAGUAAUGGAUGAAACCAAACUGAUUGUGACGUCAUGGUUACCGAAGAGCAUUCCACUUCUGAUGUUUCUUGUGUCUGCUUAAAAGAAAGCAGUGGUGCCCAUACGUGCCCAAACUGUCACCGUAAUGUUCAUGUUAUCUGUGGACAUGUUGCUAAAGACGAUGGAGACGAGGAAAUAGAAGGUUAUGGUGUUGGCAUUUUGUCCAGCAUGUGUUACAAGAUAAAGAGAGCUAAAGAGGCUAGAAAAGAAUCUAAAUCGAACCUUGAAAUCCAGGCCCAAAGAAUGAAAAUAAACUCUGACAAAAAGUUCCCGCCUGCACCCUUGGAAGUUGUUACGACAGAGACAGAAAAAGGCUUUUCUCGACUUGGAACUGCACAAGGAAUCUUGAAAUAAUUGUAUUCGAGAUCACAAUUCGCUGUAUGUCCACAAGAUUUAUUGAGAGUUGAAGACGUCCCGGCCCAUGAAAUACAUAUGCGAUCUGCUGAUAUCUCUCAGUCAACAGGAAGCGGUCAAGGCUACGUGAGGUGUAUGUGCAAGACCAGGUGCCAAAACAGGAAGUGUCUUUGUUUGAAAAAGAAAAUUAAGUGCAAUUCAAAAUGCCACUCCAGCCUUACUUGCUGCAACAAGUAGCUCAAUGACACCUUUGCUUUCCAGUUGUAUUGCUAUCUUUCGUAUUCAAAUGUGUUUUCCAAUUUAAAAAAAAUUUCUUUAAUCUCUUUUGAAACUUUGCCUGAAGUAUAUUUCUCAUUAUAUAUAAUACCCAGGCCAUGUAUAAACUGCCUAGGCAAAGUAUGUAACUUAAUCACGAAAAUAAAAUAUUUCAUACUUUGCCUAAAACUGCCAGGCAUUCUUUAUAAUGCCUAGGCAUUCUAUUUAAUGCCUGUAUUUCACACAUUGCCGGUAGCAAUGUGAUUCUGUUGAAUCAAUCAAUUGUCAUAAAAUAUGAUGAAUAAGAAAAAAAUUAAACGCUACACUACCCCUUUUGUUGUUUUUAUGUAUUUAUUUAUUUAGGCAUUUUUAUAUAGCGCUUACCUUAAAGCUCUAAGCGCUUUACAAUUAUUAAAAACAUGUAAACUAAGUAAAAUAAAAAUGAAAAGCCAGAGACACUAGGAUAGUAACUACUAUACUAUAGAAAAAAUUAAAAUGGUUAUAUAACGAGUACACUUUGGAACGUGUUGGCCUGUACUACAAGCCCAACCUGAGACAGAAAAUGAGGCAGGGCAAGGAGGGUGCAUCACAGGUCAUAGGCGGACCUAAACAGAUGCUGCAUUUAAUCAAAAUAUGCAUGCACAACAAUUCAAAUUAAUCAAUCAAUCAAUAUUUACACUCGUACAACAACAAGGCAUUCAAAUCAUACUUAUUAUACCUAAUAAAUAAAGCAAAGGGAAGUAAUUUCUAUAACAAAAAUUUAAAAAACAAUUAUCGGGUUAUCACCCCUUAAUUCUUAUAAGCCUUUGCUCCUAUGGCCCAUUCAAAAGGCGAAUUCAAAUUGCGCCUGCGCGCCUUAGACAACGGGUCCAUUUCCUUCAUACUAUACUACUUAAGGUUUUAAACUUUUAUAGUAACCUUCAAAGUUUACUUUAUUAUUUCUUUCCAUUGAAAUAGUUUAUGUUGAGUUUUGUGGGUAAGUACAUUGUGUAAAAAAAUAAAAACUUUUGGAUGUACUUUUUUCCCAUUAUUUUUUCUUUAACUACGAUUUAUUAGAGAUAAAAUUGGUUUUAAAUCUCAUAAAAAAUAAAAGUUUUGUUUUGAAGAAAAGAAUAUAGCAUGUGACUAAAAAAAAAAAAAGUUAUCUCAUUUAAAAAAACCCUGAAAGAAGCCCAUUAAAUUCAAAUGUUGACACAAUUCGUCUCUUUGCAACGAAAACGCAAUUUGGUAAUGUACCUUAUUAUCGAUUGAAAGUUUUAAUCGUAGUAGUACAAUUAAUUGAAACAAUAUUACAAGAGAAAUAUUUGAAAAAAGGAUGAAAACAAAAAUUUUAACUUUCAUUAAAUUCUGGAAAGACAUAAGAAAAUCGGACCAUAAAUAAUAUCAACUAAAUAAACGAUUUUUAUAAAUGAAGUGUGCACAAUAAAGAUUAAUAUGUGCUCUUCAUUGUAUUCUGUGUUUAUUUUGUUGCGUUAUUACUUAUCCACAAUCAUUCUAAGCCGAGCGCAUUUUUUUCCAGGUUACCCCUCACGGGUUUUGUAUAGAUAAUACAUAGGUUGUCAAAUUCCAAUAUUUGUUGAAGAAUCUAUAGACACACGCAUGGGCGCCCGCAGAAAAGUUUCUAGUGGUGGCAAAAAAUAGAUUAACUUACCANUACGGGGGGGGGGGGGGGCGAAAAAAUUUUAGUAAUGUUUUAAUUUACUGUAGCGUAUUUGUAUGGUGAACGAACGAACAGGACAUCAGCUUAGUUACUUUCUUUUUAUUUUCUCUUUACUUUAAUAAAUUGUUUGUCUAUUUCUGUAUAAAAAAAAAUUAUCCAAACAAUCCAGAGGGGGGCAAGUGCCCCCUUUGCCCCUACCUGCGGGUGCCCAUGGACACAGGAACUUCCUGGUUCCUUAAAAGUCAAUUUGUCUUUAGCCUCUUCUGACGUGACACUAUGCGGUCCAAUGGAUUUUUUCCGCUGUAUUUAUUGCGUAGUACAGUGAAACCCAAGGGGCCGUCCACAAAGUACGUCACGCUCCAGGCGGGGGGGGGGGGGGGGGGGGGGAAGAAAGGGUGACAGCUUGGGACAGGGGGGGGGGGGUGUCGGGCCAUGUGUGAGGGCACACGUUUGUUUUUUUUUAAAAUUCAUUUUUUAUUUUUUUUUUUGGGGGGGGGGGGAGGAGGUGUAAGAAAGUGUGACAGCUUGUGACAGGGGGGAGGGGGUGUCAGGCCAUGUGUGACGUCACACAUUUGUUUUUUUUUAAAAUUCAUUUAUAAUUUAUUUUUUUUUAUUUUUUAGUAGAAUUUAAUAGCUUUAAAAAUAAUUUUAUAAAAUUUUGUGAAACAUUCCAAUUAGUUUUAUGUCAAAAUAGCAUGAAAUGCGUAUCUUCUGAAUGUGUUGUUCACAAUUCCUUUCGCUAGGAGCGCUAGUAUGCUGUUGUGAAGCCUUACUUUCGUCAUGCCUGAAUUAUUAUUUUUCCAUGAUGUGAUGUCCGCUGCAUAAAUAUGUCACUGUCCUUUUUAUUAUUUAAUCACUGGGUGAGGUCAAAUUUCGCAAAUCUACUUCUAAUCCUGUUUAAAAGAUUGCAUACUCGGAAGAUUAUCUAAAACUUAACCUCACCUUUUGUAAAUGAAAAAGCAGCAUUAAAUGAUCAGCAUUAUAUAAUUGUCUAGUCUAACUUUUGCAAUUUUUGUUUUCAAAUUAAAUCUAGAUUGAGUUACUGUUUCAAUGAAUAAUUGUGACAACUAUUGACAAUUAACUAUUCUAUUAUUAAAGUCAUUUUAAUAAUGUGAUAUUUAUUUUAAGUGUAAAUUUUAUAUUUUAAUACAGUUUAACAGUGAAGUGUGUUUUAGAAUUAAAUUUUAAUUAGGUGUUAAUUGUGACGUACUUUAUGGGGGGGGGGGAGGCGGGUCCGAGAUUUGUGACAGUUUGUGACAUGGGGGAGAGGGGUGUAAAAUGGUCAAAAAUAGCGUGACGUACUUUUUGAAGGCCCCAGAGGUAAAUGCAGCUUUGACUUGUGAGGUCGCAAGUUUGUAAGCAAGGCAUUUCGACAUAUUACACAAAUUAAAUAUUAAAAAUAAAUUUCAAUUCAGAUAAGAUAUUUCUAAGCCAUGGUGCAAAGUAUUAUCUAUCUUGAGUAAUUAUUGUUGGUAAAGGCUUCUGAAAAAUAUAUUUGAUGGCGCUUAGUGAACUUCAUUGUUUUUUACAUAUACCUUAAUUUUUAAAAGAAUGAUUUACUAUUUAGAAAGGUAAAAUGUUAGAAUUUGACGUUGGCGCUUGGGAAUACUUAAUUUCAGAGAGGGCACCGACAAUAUACAUAUUAUAUCAUCUGCUGUGGUUGAUUAAAAUCUUUAAGUCACAAACAUGGAAAAGACAAAUGGGAACUGUGGAAUAAAUAUAUAUGAUACAAUGGGAAUGGAUAUAUAUAUUUUUUUAAAAUAAUGUUUUCUUAUGAUACAAACAAAAUAAUCUAUUCGCAAAGAUAAAUAAUCGCAUAUCAUUCAUGUAAGUAUUUUUUUCUUCUGAUAUUUUAAGUUUUAUUUGGCUUAGCUUACAUUUAAUUUCACAUCUCUGGCUACUUAUCUUCCAUUUCUAUAUAUUGAAAAUAGAUAAAAUAAAAUAAUCAUUUUCCCUAUGAGCUUGUUAUGUAAAAUUGGGUCUUUGUCAAACAACAUAACUUCAUUUUUCACGGUCUCUUGACGGGACUUUAAUUCUUCCUAGCACUUUAUUGUUUUCUCAGCCUAACAUAAAACACUGCGCCUCAAUCUAUUAAUUUUAUUGUUUGCAUCUCACAUAGUGUUGCUGGGUUCGUUUAGUUAAUAUUUCCAAUUUAAAUUUGCCGUUUGGAUAAAACAAAAACAAAAAAAUCAUCGUCUUGAAAAGGGUCGUCGACCUUGCAUUUUUAUUUCAACAUUCCUCGCACAAAUUUAAUUAUCUCCUUUGUAAAGCACCACACUUGCUCAGAAAAGCAUUGUGGAUUGCUUUUACGUUGAUUUCUUUUUAACAAGUAUUAGAUUUGUAUACUCUGUCAAAACCUUAUGGCUGGAGAUGGUGGGUGAGAGAUGAAACUUUCGUCUCGCCACUUCAUAACAGACCUGUCUUGCCUGGUAGGACAUUCUAGGAACUGUAUUCCCGACGGCAUAGCUCUGAGGUCACUGGAACACGUACGCUUUCACACACAAGUUACUGCUUACGUUAAAAGUAGUUAAAAUGAACCCAACAUGUUUCACUUUAAAUGUGCCAAUAAUUUUGUCAAAUAUGAGGACGAUAGUCCACUGUGGCUAAAAUCCGAAUACGUUCCAAAAAUUUAAUUGUGGACAACCUUGGGCAUCUGGGUCAGUACCCCCUUUAAACCUAAAUAAAAUAUGUUCUUUUUACUUGUUUAACCUUUUCUUCACACGUAAUAGUUAAAACAUUCGCAGUGGACUUUCUUUUCCUCUAUUCCGUUUCAAUUGAUUUGUAUUAAAUUUCUCACAUACCUAUGUUCUACCUUUAUACCUAGCUGUAUCAUGAAUAAUUUAUAGCAGCUAUUUGUUUAUUUCUUUAAAAAAAUAGUUUUACUCUUGUUUUUUUCACUGAAAAAGAGUGUUUUUGCCGUCAUGUUGAAUGUUUUUUUUUUUUUUUUUUUUUUUUUUUUGUUUUUUUUUUUUUUUUUUUUUUUUUUUUUUUUUUUUUUUUAUUUUUUUUUUUUUUUUUUUUUUUUUUUUAUAAAUUUUUUUUUUUUUUUUUUUUUUUUUUUUUUUUUUUUUUUUUUUUUUUUUUUUGUGCGUCUCUUUUUAGGUUUUUCCUUACUUGUUUCGUUAAUUUUAUUUAGCGAUAGCAGUGAGAGGUAGUCAUUUGUACAUCUAUAAAGAUCCUUGAAAAAACUUCGUUUCAAAAUUUAAUUUCUUAUUAAAGCAGUUUUAUUUAUUGGAAUCCUAGCAAGAAUAUUUUAUUUUCAUUCUUCGUUGUUAUUUUUUUAUUCAUUUGGGUGUUAUAAAAAGUUUCCCAUAAAUGCAGUUUAUACCAAUGUGAUUAUUUGAUAGACCUGGUGUUAUGACUAAAAUAAUUUAAGUAACUUUUUGGCACAGCCUAACCUAGCGACAAAAUUAUUUUUGAUAGUCUUUGAAUUUCGAUAUAAAAUGAUAAGGAUUCCUUCAAAUAGUCUUCGAGAAAAUAGUAAAUUAAGUUGUCAUGUUUUAUAUUUUUUUAUGAUGUUUACACUUUCGAUCAUCGUUUGGAAUAGCCAAUCUGCCACAUUUUUGACUUAAAAAAGGUCUCGAGAAAUUUUACAAUGUUUAGUGCAUAAUGUUGGAAUUAAUCUUUUACAUUUUAUUAAUCUAAGUCUUUUUCAUUGCCAAUCAAUGCGCCGCAACAUGUGUAAAAAUAUACAAACUAAUUAUUCUAUCGAGUUCCAUUAGUUGUUAUGUAAUUAUCAGUAGCUCAAAAAUAUUUCUUACCUAAUAGUCUGCUCGUUUUGACUUAAACAAAAUAUACAGUCCUUGUAAUAUGCACUUGCCUUUGAAUAUAAAUUGUCCCUUCUAUUUAUACUGAACAUUUUAUCUGCCUCAAAAUUAUUGUUCUCCAUUUCUGAAUACUUUGCAAAGACUCAAACAAGCGGUGGAUUUAAAAAUCAUUAUUGACUCCGUUGGACAGAUUAAAUACCAUAUUUAAAAAAUUAGUUGAUUCAUAUUAUAUUUAUGAGUAACAUACCCUCCAUUGACUAACAAUGUAUUGUUACAUGUAUUUCAUUGCAAUUGAGGGCAACAUUAUAUAUAACUAUGUUGAGACUGUAUGGAAAAACAUGUCAUGUGUCUCUUUUGCUGGCAAGUUUCAAUAAGCACAUAUGUAACAUAUGUCCUAAUACCAUGCUCACAUACCCAGAAUAAUCAAAAUACACCACUCACUGUGAAAUCAAGGUUGCAUUGGUAAUAUGUCCCCAAAAGCUGGUGAUGUAUAGUGAUUGAAUGGUAAUUAUAACACCUUAAGGGCUUAUACAAGACUUAUCAAUAUAAUGAUUUCAGAUUUUCUGGAUCCUGUGAUUUCCUCGCACUUUGAAACGAGAUAUUACUUCAAUAUUUUCAUCCCGAUUAAUCUGAUGUAGACGUCAUUGCAUGUAUUUCACUUGAUACAUAUAACACUGCAAAAGCUGUUUCUUAAUCCUCUUUACAUGAUAAAUCUAAAUAUGAAAACAAAUUACUGAUUUACUUCAUUACACAUGCUUAUAUUUUGCGCUUGCUCAUGAGCUUAGCAACAUUUCUAUAGUUACCACUACUAAUUAAACAAAAUUGGAAAGAAAGCCUCGCAAUAUUUAAUAGCAAUUUAAUUAUUACAAAAACGAAAUCUUAGGAAGCUGUCAAAAUAUACACUUACAAAUAUACAAUGGGAAUAUUCCGUAAAUUUACGUAUGUGCUGGUAAAACUUUAUAAUAUUUCCAAUAUACAAGCAUGCUGAGCAUGUUAUAGUUUUUUAUCAUACAAAUUAUAAUUUAAUCUACAAAUGUUUUCAAUCGAGAAUCUAAAGUUUGAUUAUCUCCUUAAAAUAAUAUAAUUAUAAAAAUGUAUUGUUAUAAUUUAACAUGUUAAAAAAUUAAAACCAGAAUAACAUUAAUUUUUAUUUCUUAUGCUUAUUCACAGAAAAAAUUAUUGUUUUCUUCUUUUUUUCUAUUUUGUUCCUAUACUUUUUUACACGUGAUUCCAAUUCAAUCUUCCCGAUGAGUUUCUCACAUACUUUUUUGCAUAUGUUUAAAAAUGAUAUUAAUACUUAUCUAAUAUGUGUUGACUUCAUAUGGAUUCAAAAUAUAUAUAAUUUUAAACAUAUAAUUCAUGUAGCUUUCAUCAGAAUAUGAAUUAAAACAAGGACACAUCAGCUACACACACCAGCAAAAUUUGACGACACUCUAUUACAAAACAACGUGUACUUUGGUUGUAUCUGCUGCCAUCUUAGGACCUGGAUCUCACAUGUUCCAUGUUGUCAUGUAUCCAAACAUCACAUCAGAUAUAACAGAGGACAUGCAGAGGAGAAGUCAAUACACGAGUUCAAUUUACUUAGGUAAAUAGUCAUUACUUUUUAUAUUGCUUUCUGUGUCUCAAAUAUUUGGUAAAAUUUUUAAUAUUAUGUAUACUAAAACGAUGCUUGUGUAUAGUUUCACUUGCUUUUGGGUGUCUUUUGUUUCAUCCUCUUUCCAGUUAAAAAAAAAAUAAAUAACAAAAAAAGAUUUUGAUUGUAUUGUUUACGAUUAAGCAAAACACCAAAUGUAUACGACAGAUCUAGUACUUAAGAUAGUUGUUACAACUUCUACACUUGUGUAACUGCAGAAAAUAUCUAAAAUAACUGUUACGCACUGACUUGUAUUGGGAGAAAUUAAUCUCCUAUUUUAAUUUUAAUUGGCUCGUUGAAAACAGUGCCUAACAAAGGACGAUACCAUAGAAUCAACAAUAUUAAAGAUACGACCCAAAACAGUUUCUAGUUACAAUUAAUUAAGAUUUAUUACGUCUUAAGAUAAUUACAAAAUAAAAUAAAAUAAAAUUACAAUCUUCAACUUACAGUAUGGCAGUGUACACAGUUAAUACAAUUAGAAAUAAUGAUGCCAAUAAAUAAUGCGAAAUAAACACAUAUAAGUAGGAGCACACAAAUACACAAAGAAUAAAACACGCCUCGUAAUUGUUAAGAGAAUCUAUCUCAAAAAAAAUUCUCUCCCGUCGUGCCUGUCAAUCCCUUAUAUAUAUGUAGAGUAAGAUGCUUCGAGAAGGGCUUAUGACGUGUUGUUUACAUAUCUCGGGUUAAGGAGUAUAUUCCAGAAAUUACCCGAAAACAAUCUACCCAAUGCGUAAUUGGAAGCCGAUUGUAAACAAGCUACUUCAAAGACCUAAGCCACACCCCAUUGUGAACACAGCGUCUCAUGCGGGGUCAAUCAGAGGGCACGCACGAGAAAUAUUAUGUAAACAAGCUCCCCAUAACAUAACAAAUUAUAAAAGUGUAUAAGGAUUACCUGUAAACACUUUUAUAAGGGCAAUAAACAAUGUUACUGUAUAUAACCUGUAACAUAUACUGUAUGUGGUAACCUUUGUAUGGAUGGAGGCGCUUGCGGUUCCAUAAGGCUACUCAUGCAAUGUUAACUAAUACUGUGGGUUCAAUGUAAGCGAUAGCUUGCCGCUACUAAUUUACAAACUUAUUCCACUCCAAAAAUAAACUGUCUCUUUCUCUCUCUUAAGAAGCAACACUGUCCAAAUGAAUAAUAUACACAGCACGUCAUUACAUUUACUAAAUAAAUAAAUAAUUCCUUGAUAUCAGGAUAUCUCUACAACAAACAAAGUUGCCAUGCAAAGAAAAAAUAUACACACACAUUCAAUAAUACCCCAUCUAAUUUUAAUUCAAUAAUCCAUUAGAAACAUUCAACAUGUCCUCUCACAUUUAAGACAUCUAGUUCACCCCUGCUCUAUUUAAAAACAUGCAUUCUCCCUAAACAAUAUCCCCUGGCGCCUAACAUUCUAGCUACACCUCUCUUCAAGUGAGGCUUGUUGGGUGGUAAAACACGAUGUCACUUUUUCUUUAUGUGGACAGGCAGGAUUGAUUUUCUGACAAAUGCAGCAUUUCUAUUGUUAAUUGAAGAUUGGCCUAAAUGUUGGCAAGUCUAUGAUAGCACAAACACUGGAUACUCCACUUGGUAGUGUAUUUUUCAGCUUUGAUAUUAGCUACUCCACUAGAUAGGCUGUCACAAAUGAAUGGGGUGGGAGUACAGGGCAGAGCUCCGUUGUUGUUAAGGUAACUUAUAAGAUGGGUGGAAGUUAAUGUUAUUUUAGGGAAGGCAUUUUUUAGGGUAUUAAGUUAAAUUUAAUUGAAUCUUACAUCUUGAGAUAGAGGGGGGGGGGGGAUGGUUCCUUCAAAAAUAUUAUGUUUGAGCUUGCCAGACUUUGUAUGAUAAUUUAAGGGUUAAUAAAAGGAAGUUCUAAUUGACCAAAAAUUAAGGGGCAGUGGUUUGUUUAUAGAUAACAUUCCUCAGCCAUCUAUAGACCUAGAGAAUAGCAUAUAAGACAGAAAUUUUAAUGACAAGAGGGUAGUUGAGGUAGAGAACACGAUUCAGUCUUUAAAUCCUUCAUGGAAAAGGAUGGAGUGGUUCUUCCUGCACUGAGUGCUCCCAAACGGCUCAUUGACUUGGCUUUCAAUUGUUGUUAUUACACAGGAGCUGAAUGUUCUUAAAAUGGAAUUUACAAAGCAAUGGGCAACUUGCCAGUGUUGCCAAUGACAUUUUUAGGGCAUUCUGCGCACAAUUUUAGUUAUUUUUUAAGAGAAACCUCCGCCAUUUACCAAUUGUCCAAAUAAGUCAUGGACUGACGUACAUGUAAGUAUACUAAAGCCAUUGCAAAUCUACAAUAAUAAUUUGGUCACAGGUCACAAGUUUGAAGACUUCAAAACUCACAGAGCAAUUUUUCAAAUGUUGCUGAAGGUUUCUUCUUAAAUGUUGAACCCCCACUCCCUUCCGGGCCAGUGCAAAUGAAGCCGAUUAAUCUUCAGUGCAAUUCUAAAGUCAAGGUCAAGAUCACGGACGUGAAUGGUAUGCUUGUUUGUUUAUCCAUUCACGUCCGUGAUCUUGUUUGUUUAUAACAAUCUAGGAGAGCAUUGACCUCCAUCUUCCCUGAGAAAUUAAGAUUGUUUAAGUGGACCAUGUACCUAUUUUUGGGAGUACCUAUCUGUGUCAAAAGCUCAAAGUAUUGUGAGAGACUGCAGUCAGGUUAGCACAAUAUAAAAUGAGUAAAAGAGAGUAGAGUUAAAUCUAAAAAAAAUGUAACAACGAAAAUAUUGGUAGAAAGCCUUCGUCAGCGAACAAAAUUACAGAAAAAACGGUAUAAAUGUAAAAGAUAAAAAUUAAAGAAGCACUUAGCUUAGAAGUAGUAUCCGUGGGCAGCAAAAGAAAUGUGACCGAAAGUAAGUGAGGGAGAUAUUAAAUAGGGAAAAGGAAAACAAGAGAAGAAGCAAGUCCCCUACAAUAGGUUGGAACGUGCAGGGGCAAGCCAGGUUCAAGCUGUGAAAAGAGACAUGCCAUUCAUCCCAUGUGGCGGCAAUGUGCCAUAAAUCAGGAUAAGCCUGUGUUCCAAAUUCACCCGUUUUGGUGUGUUCGUGCUAGCCAAGAUCUUACUUAUUGAAAAGUCCGUCUUGCCCUAGUGCUCGCUACUAUUGAAGUGUUUGGAGACGGGAAACUGCUUAUCUUGUGUAAUGUUACGGAGGCGCUGCUUGGUACACCUUGUUGAGUGUAAGCGUCCAGUCUCACCUAUGUACGUCAUCUGGCAGUGGUUGUAGACAAAGGCCUAGACAACAUUGCGGCUUGUAAAGAGAAAAAAAAGUCGCGAAUCUGACAACUUCCCUUAGGAAAACGUAUGUUUAUAGUUUGGAUGAAAAUAGGGCAAGUGUUCCAACGGCUGCAUCUACAUGGCUUGGUCCAAAGUGGGAGGGGGAAGCAUUGAAAUGACUGCGUACAAGGAGGUCUCUCAGAUUUUUAUCCCCUCUGAAAAAAAUAAGGGGGUCCGGGUAGGAGCUUCCUCGAGCUGAGGAGAAAAAAUCGUUUUCAGCUUUGUUUUGUUCCUGACAUUAUUCCUAAGGACCUAUGAGAUAAACUAGUUUUUCCUUUAACUAAUAAUCCAAAGAAUAAUGUGACAGCCUCAAAAUGCACUGCCUUGCCGCCACCGAAUCACUAUGUGUAAUGGUUUAGCCAGACUAACUGAUCGCUAUUUAUACUUUCCCAUUCCACGGCCAAGCCCCCCGAUUUCCUGUCUGCCAUCCCCAAAACUCACCCCUGCUGCUUCCCUUCCCCUGCCACAGAAUUCAGCUCAGAAUGAUAAAUUUCAGGAUGAGGUAGGUAAAGUGAGUGACACAGACGGCUUCAGUGCGACUUAAAAAAAAACGAAGGAUCGUGGGUGCAUCACGGGGGCCCCCUUCCUUUCGGGGCCUUACGUGGAUCCAUAGUCAGUGUAUGCUUAGAACGGGCCUGAAUUCACCAGAGACUAUUAUUUUUUGGAACUGUUAAAAAAAGAAAAAAUAGUCGUUUUUAAUUUUCAAAAAUAUAUAAUCGUUCUAUGUUCUUACCCACUUUGCUCACGUAAGAGGGCACUUCAUUAUUCCCCGUGGGUGGGGGGCAGUGCCCCCGGAUAGAUGCCUGAAAGAAACCCUGCUUUUAGUCGAAGCAUAGUCACUCAAAUGGAAUCGAAAUAUUCAACCUAUAUUAAAAUACAAUUCAACAGUUAUUAUCAAAUUAUUAUUUUUUUACCUGAUGUGUCAAAAAAGAAAGUCAUAACUAUGCAUUAAGUUGACAUUGGCAAUGAAGUAGAGUCCGACCGAAACCGAAGCAAGGCCGAAAUUUAAAAAAAAACUUUUGUCCGAAACCGACGCCGAAACCAAAACUCAACGAGACUUUAAGCCGAAACCAAAGCCGAGGCACAAAAUGAAAUAUUUAGUGAUUUUGAAAUUUUUUUACGAAUACAUUCGUAUUAAAACAAUUAUAGGGGAAAGUAUCAAUAUUUACAUUCUUUUUUUAUAAAAAUGAGAUCAUCGUGAAUAUUAAUAAAUAAACAUUUCAUAAAUACUUUGGGAUUCACCAUUUACAAUUAAAAGUAAUUAAAAUUACUUUAAAAAUAUGUUUAAAGUAGUAUGGUUAGAGAAAAUUGGGAUUGAGGCAAGUGGUGGGGGGCAUCCAAAUAGACUUUUGAUUGAUGAAGUUAACAGGUCUACAAUAGGCCUACUACAUAAUUAUAAUACGAACCUGUGAUACAUUCACACACGUAUUUCUUGACCUAACACUGUUUAUGAAUAUGAUAAUAAAAAGUUUCAAGAUAAAAAUGAAUUGAAUAAACCUAGUGUUCAAAAUGUUAUUUAAAAACAAAAAAAUACUUUUUUAAGAAAAAAAAAGAAAAAAAUAGUGAUUUAAAUAUUACUAUUACAUUAGUUUUUCUUCCAAUAAACUGUUUACAUUAAUUAAAAUUUAUUUUUUGUAAUUAAAGAAAAGUAAGUCAUCAUGUAACUGUGAACAGUUUUCGCAAAGUAUAAGUCAUAUAACAUACGAUGACAUCAAGAUGUCGAGCAAUAAUGAAUAUCGGAUUGCCAGCCCUCAGACAGUCUGACCUCUGGUAGUUCUUCUUCUAUAUCUUAAGGGCCCACGAUCAAUUUAUUGAUCAUUUUGGCUCCUAUGCAUGUAGAUGGGAUUUGCAAUGUUUCUGUUACUGGUGGUGAUGAGGAAAUUAUGCACUAGGGGUUUGAAGGCUUGAGGCAAUAGACACAAAUGUGUCUAGUGUUGUCGCCUCAACUGUUCCUUUUGAAAGAUGGUUCCAGUCCCUGAUUGUCUUGGGCAGGAAUGAGCAGCUCCUAUACUGGCUUCUUGCUGGUAUGAGCCUGAAUUGCCUGUCAUGGCCUCGUCGCUGUCUAUGGGGGAGAGGGACGAGUUUCUGUUUAAUACUGGAACAGUGGACCAGCCCAUUAUUUAUCUUGUACAUCAUGGAGAGCCUGGAUUGUCGUCGUCGUUUCUCCAAUGGUGACCAGCCUAGUGUUUCUAGCAUGCUGCCAACACUAGAGGUAUUCCUGUAGCGGUUUAGGACAAAGCGUGCUGCUCGUCGCUGGACCGCCUCCAACCUGUCAAUGCUCUUCUGGGUAAAUGGGUCCCAGACUGAAGAUGCAUAAUCUAAAAUCGGACGGAUAAAGGCUUUAUAUGCUCUUUCUUUCACACAGGAGUUGCCAAUCUUUAGAUUUCGCCUUAAGAACCCCAAGGCUUGGUUUGCUUGGUUACAUACAUUGUUAAUAUGCUCGUCCCAGCGGACCUCUCUUUGAAUGGUAACACCCAGGUACUUUACGGAGGAAACUUGCUCAAGAAUAUGGCCGUGCAGUUUGUAUUGGUAGUGUAGAGGAGUACAACUUCUAGAGAUUGAUAGUGUCUGGCACUUGGCAGGGUGAAAUUCCAUGUCCCAGCUCAUCUCCCACUCAGCUAACAGAUUGAGAUCCUGUUGUAGCUGGUCCUGGUCAGAUCUGUUGGCGAUCGUCCUAUACACUGCUGUGUCAUCUGCAAACAGUCUUGCCUGUGAUGUCAGUUUCUCCGGUAGGUCAUUAAUGUAUGCUAGGAACAAACAGGGGCCCAGGACUGAUCCCUGGGGGACCCCUGACUUCACAUUGACAAAGGAGGAGCUUGUACCGCCCACCACUACUGCUUGGCGUCGGUGGCUGAGGAAGCUAGAGAUCCAUGUUUUAGUGGUGCCUUGAAUCCCAUAUAUCUGGAGUUUGUGUAGAAGCAAACUAUGAUUCACCCGGUCAAAUGCUUUUGCGAAGUCCAUUACUAGCACGUCAGUCUGCUUGUGGUUCUCCAGAUUGGUCAUCAAGUCUUCUACAAAUUCGAGAAGCUGGGUCUCACAUGACCUAUUGACUCGGAAGCCAUGUUGACAGUCAUUGAGUAUAUUUUGGCUUUCAAGAUGCUUCAUGACAGAGCUUACGAUUAUGUGCUCCAACAGUUUGCAGACGACGCUAGUGAGGGAUAUCGGACGAUAGUUGGCAGGGUCGGAAUGCUCCCCUUUCUUGUAAAUUGGAGUGACAUGCGCUGUUCUCCAGUCUGCUGGAACAUUUCCUGUGCAUAGUGACGAUUGGAAGAGGAUUGUCAGUGCAGGAGCGAUUUCUUUGGCUAAUUCUUUGAGCACUCGUGGUUUAAUGUGGUCAGGACCACAUGCUUUGUAAGGAUUAAUGGUAUUGAGGAGGGCAAACACACCUUGUUCUGAUAUCUGGAUAUCUCCCAUGAUAGGAUAGGCUCUGUUCAUCAUUUUGGUUUUCAGAAGGAACUCAGUCUCAGAGUACUCUCUACCGUCACCAAAGACCGACUGGAACUGCUGAUUGAGUAUCUCCGCCUGUGCUUUUGGGUCAGAUGUCAAUUGGCCAUCCCACCUCAAGGGGGAAACUCCAGCGUUUGAGGACUUUUGGUGUUUCACAUAGCUCCAGAAGCGCUUGUUCUUGACAUCUUUGGUCGGGGUGUCUUCCUCUGAGAAGAUGCCGUUCAUGUAGUUCCAAUACGAUCUACGCAAUAAGCGUUGAAUGGUUCGGCGGAGUCUCAGUACCUCCUCUCUCAGUUCCAUCGAGCCAUUUUUCUUCAUGCGUUUGUAUUGGCGGUCUCUCCUGUGGAUGAGCCUACGGAUUUCAGCCGUGACCCAUGGCUGAUUUAUCCUAGGUUUGGUGAUUUGGUGUGGUAUAAAUUUCUUCACUGCAUCAGUGAUUGUAGUCUUGAACUUCACCCACAGCUCGUCUGUUGUCGCUGUACCUUGAAUCACCUUCAUGUUUGAGCUUAGCUCUGUGGUUGCAAUCCUUAGGCCAUCCCAGUCUGCCUUGGCAUAAAUUAGUUGACCGAUAGCAUCAGUCAGUUUCGGCCAGAUGGCCAAAUGUCUCAAUCACUUUUGAUCGAAACCGAAAUUAAACUGAAAGUUACAUUUUCUGUUUUGAGCGAAGCAGAAAUUACAAUAAAAUUUAACUUUUCGGUUCAACCGAAACCAAAAUUACACCAAAAAUGUAUCAAAUUAUGGCAAUUUUCGGCACCGAAACUGAAACCCAAGCCAAAAUUCGGUCUACAAUGUUCAACUGGCCACGCAACACUACUUUAGGACAGGAGCGUAACUGCGUUUUUGAGGCCUUUGUAUAAUUUUAUUUGGCGCCCUUUUGUUUAAAUAAAAAUGUAAAAAUUAGAGAUUUAGCGGCACACUUUUGAACUGGCGCAAGCUUGCGCCCUUAGCAAUGCCACAAUGCCAAGCCAUUGUUACGCCACUGCUUUAGGGUCAAUUAGAAAAAGUUUGACCUAAUCCGAUCUAAAAUUAACUGCAUGAUUGGAUAUGAAAUCACUGAACCGAUCUCUAGUAACUCUAGGCCUUCGUGUAUUUUAGUAAAAAAGGUUGAAAAAAGUUAUAGUUUUUGCGCUGAUUUCACGAAAGUGAAUACCUUUAAAAAGUGUGACACCUUUCCUAUUUCAAGGACAGACGAUCUAAUUGAUUGAGAAGUAGAUGCUAAUUUUAAAACAAGAUAGACCAAUUAUCUGGGUUAUGGAAUGUUCCCACCUCUGAGAUAACAAAAUAAAUCUCUGCGUCCUGUAGUUCAAAUUAUAUCAUUUUCUUAGUUAUUUUUUUUUACAAAUAAAUAAAUAACUUUGUUUUUAACAAAUGCCUGCAGUUAAAUGCAAUGUAAACUUAUAGAAGUGUGAUUUUUGUCUUGCAACAACGUAAUUUUUUUUAUGCUGCUAAUUUCUGGUUCUGAUAGACGACGUUGCUGCAUCAAAGUACUGGCAUAUAUGCUACGAUUUGGGUAACGAUGCGGCUAUCCUAACGGCUUCUAAUGGAUGUCUGGGCAGCCUUGACAAUUUCGAUUGUGUUCGAGUCUACGGUGGCAUUGUCUAGGUUGUUCAAAGCAAUUAUUGUUCGUGGGAAGAAUGAUUGUUUAUAUUGAAAUGUGUUACACCGCAACAGUAUAUAUCGGCAUCCUUCCGUCUCGUGAGACGAUUGUGCAUCACCGUUGGGUUGGGUUGCAUUUCUCGAGUGGCUGUGCAGUCCUAUCCUUGAGUGACAGUCUUUACCACAGUUUUUACACACGAGUUCCUCGCUUCUAAAUGUUUUGGCCUAUCUCCUAGCUCUUCUGUCUGCAGCCUCUUCCAUUCUUCGCCCCUCGGCUACCAUGACGCCCUCUUUGACAACUGUGCGCCACGUAGAUCGGUCUUUUGCCUUACACUCCCAGUCACUUGUAUGUAUUGUGGCUGCUUUCAUGACCCUUUGACAGACAUCUUUAAAUCGCAGACGUGGGCGACCUGUUUUCCUCUUUCCCGAAGCAAGUGCACCAUAUAGGAGGUCUUUCGGAAUGCGGCCGGGACUCAUUCUUUUAACAUGACCUAGCCAUCUCAGGCGUCUUUCACUAAGGAUAGUGAACAUGCUUUGGGUAUUCGCACGCAUUAGGACCUCACUAUUAGUCACUUUUUCUUGCCAUUUAAUACCAAGGAUGCGACAAAGGCAUCUCAUAUGGGAGCUAUUAAGCUUGCGCUCUUGGGAUGUAUAGGUGGUCCAUGUCUCGCUCCCGUAUAGUAGUGUACUGAUGACACAAGCUAGAUAGACGCACAGUUUGGUUUUCUCCGUUAGCUUGGUGUUUUUGCCAGACCCGUUUAUUUAGUUUAGCCAUUGUGGCAGCUGCCUUGCCGAUUCUGCUGUUAAUUUCUUCUUCAAUGGAGAGUGUAUUGGAGCCCUUGGAUCCCAAGUAGGUGAAGCUGUCCACUACCUCCAAGUUUUCAUUAUCGACUUUUAUGUUAGGUGGAGAUCGAGUGUUUUGGGCCAUGAUGUUUGUCUUUUUUAAGCUGAUUUGCAGACCAAAUUCUUUGCAGGCAUUGGAAAAGCUUGACACGAGUUGUUGCAAACCAAUUUCUGUGUGUGCCGCAUCAUACGCAAAUAGUAGCUCGCGAAUUAGGACAUCUGUCGUUUUGGUCUUGGCUCGGAGGCGGGCAGUGUUGAAAAGUACUCCAUCAGCUCUGGUGUGUAACCAGAUUCCCUCACUGCUAUCCUUGAAUGCGUAUCGAAGAAGUACAGAGAAGAAUAUUGCGAACAGUGUUGGUGCGAGUACACAUCCUUGUUUAACUCCGCUGCUGACUGGAAAGGCUUCUGACUUGGCUCCAUCGAACUGCACUGUACCCUGCAUAUUUUCAUGGAACUCUCUGAUGAUGGCAAGUAGGUAAGGGGGACAGCCGAUUUUUGCCAGAAUUUGGAAUAGCUCUUUGCGACUGACGUAAUCAAAGGCUUUUUAGAAGGUCCACAAAGGCAAUGUACAGUGGCAUCUGCUGCUCUCUGCAUUUUUCCUGCAGCUGUCGUAUGGAGAACACCAUGUCUAUGGUAGACCGCCCAGACCGGAAACCGCACUGAGAUUCUGGAUAGACACGGGAUGCUAGACUCUGUAAACGUGUUAGUAUGACAUGGGCAAAGGCCUUUCCUGCAAUACUAAGGAGUGAAAUGCCGCGAUAAUUAUUGCAAUCACUCCUAUCACCUUUGUUUUUAUAUAGUGUCACUAUAUUUGCAUCCUUUAGGUCUGGGGGGAUGUAGCCCUGUUCCCAGCAGAGGGACAGAAUCUCGUGCAAUGGUUGGAGUAAAGCUAUCUUACCACUCUUUAGAGCCUCUGGUGGUAUUCCAUCAUCCCCAGGCGCUUUUCCACAAGCUAGGCUAUCAAUAGCUUUGCUCAGCUCUUCCUGUGAGGGCACGACAUCAAGUUCUUCCAUGAGUGGCAUAUCUGGGAUGUCAUCUAGAGCGGUGCUGGAGACUGUGGUAACUGUUGAAUACAAUUCCAGAUAAUGCUCAACCCACCGUUUUAGCUGUGCUGCACGGUCUUGGAUAAUUUCUCCAUUUUUGGACUUUAGAGGAGCAACUUUAGACGUCAAGGAGCCAGUUGCCUUUUUGAUGUUUUUGAUCUGCAGCUGACUGUAUGCUGGAACAGAGGUUAAGCCAGUAGGUAUUGGCACAAUUACGUGCAACCUUUUGGGAAAGUGACUUGGCUGUUUUUAAGGCAUGCAACCUGUCGGGUCUAGGCUUUUUCUUGUAAGCCGUAAGAGCUUUCCUUUUGGCUUCAGUGACAGGUUUAAUCUCGUCCCAAUAUUGAUCAAACCAGUCGGUGUUUUUGUGAGAUUUUUUGCCAAAGGCCUGUAUUGCGGAUGUAUAGAUUGUGUCUCUGAGAUGUGACCAUUUCGAGUCGAUGGUGACGCAUGGGGACAUCCUUGAGAUACCUUCCUUCACCUUGUCUGUGAACAGCUGCGUUAGCGCAGGGUCUUUCAUGCAGAAGGUAUUGAUACGUGGACAUCCCUUUUUCUUGGUGUGGUACGAGUUUUUCCUCAUUAUUCGUACCUUGCUGGCGACAAGGGAGUGAUGCGUGUCACAGUCGGCACUGUGAUAGCUGCGAGUAAGUAGGAUGCUAGCUAGUUGUGCACGCCUGGUGAUGAUGAGGUCCAGGUGGUGCCAUUGGCCGGAUCGAGGGUGUCUCCAAGAUACUUGAUGUAUAUCCUUGCGCUUGAACUAAGUGUUGGUCACACACAAUCCUCCUGAGUAGCACAAUUCCAGAAGCCUCUGUCCAUUUUCAUUAAUCUUUCCUCUUCCAAAGAGUCCAAGGCAUGUGGGCCAGGCUUCGUGGUCGCUCCCCACUCUAGCAUUGAAAUCUCCCAGGACGUAGAUUGCCUCGUCUUUGUGGAUGCUAGCUAUUGCCUGGUCUAAAGCUCCAUAGAACUGGUCCUUCUCUUCCGGAGUUGAACAGAGAGUUGGGGCAUAUACACUAAGAAUGUUUGCUGGGCCCGCAGCUGUUCUGAGUCUUGGAGUGAGGAUCCUCUCCGUACCUGAUGGCGGGGGAUCAAUGAAACCGAAACAGUAAAGCAUACAUUACAUGUUUUUCAUAACCAAUUUCACAUUAAAUUUUAACAUGAUGGUUUUUGAAAAAUAUACCCCUUCUUCUUUUUUUAAACAAGAGUAUUACUUGGACAUACAACAUAUUAAAAGCAAAUAUAAUAUUAGUGUUGACAAUCGAUCCAGAAACGUGUUUAAAUGUUCAUUGACAUUAUAUAAUUGCUUAUCUGGAAAGUCAUAAAGCUGUGGUUGUGACAUGUUUUGUGUAAAAUAAAUGUAUUUUUAAAAAUUUUGAUGAGAGUUCUUCAAUGGAAAAACACAUUUCAUUUUGAACAAUGUAUUUAAGAGUAAAAUUUGAUAUACGGUUAUUCUCAGGUGUUUUUCGGCAGCCAUCUUUAAAGAAAUUAAAUAAGAAAAUGGGGAUGUCUUUCAGUCUAAUAAAGCGGUAUAUCAUAAUUUAGCAAUUAUUAUCUAAAAUGUCUUGUAAAGCAAAUAAUAAAAAAAAAUACAUUAUAUCAUUUCAAAAGGCAUAAAAAACCUUCUAAAACUUCUUCAAAAUACAAUCUACAAUUUGGAAAAUGUAUUCAUGUCACAGUCUUUGCCAGUUCACUGGAACGUAAUGGAUAUAUCAAAUGCAUCCCGGCCAAUCACAUUAAGUAAAAUCAUGCUCGGCACCUCUUUACUCUUUGUAUCCAGUCCAUUGGCUAUCUUAAAAUCGCAAAUAACUGCUUGAAUCCAUUUAAAUGAAAAGCAACAUCUGCGGUUAAAUCAAGCUGUUGUGGCGGGUUGAGUUGCUUUAUAUUAAACCAUGCAAUAGUAGGUUAUGAUGAAAACUCGUCUGUGUUAUGUGUUUCAUCUGAACUUUGUAACUCAUUAUCAUUCUUUUUAUACCUACCAUCACAUGAUAAAUUCCUUAAGUACUCUAACCAAUCUUCAAAACUUUAUUUUGAAACAUUCAUGAAAAGAACUCACCACGUCCAAUUAUAAUCCAUAAUAAGAACAACAGGUCAAUCAGAUCACAAAGUUCACUCAAUAAACUCUAGUAAUCUUCACUCGUACAUUCUAUUACAACAUUGUCACGUGAAAAAACUGCUUAGCAAAUGCACCAACAUAGUAGCAGCUCCUUUUGUCAGCAGUGUAGCACGAUGUAUGAAAAUUUGGAAUUUAAAACAUGUUUCUUGACAUUGGCGCCAACAUGCAGCUCUUUUUUUAAACAUAUUUUUCAAUAUCGUUGAUGGCAUCCUAAGCACGGUCUGUCCCGUGCAACUGCCCUAGUUGCCCUUACCCUAUUGAUGACCUAAUUUUUCUUUAUAGAUGUAUUUAUUCCAACACCUCUUUCCUCGUUUGUAUAAAAAUGUCACCGAUUCAGUAUGUAUUGCUCUACCAUUGCUCUCCGCCUUUUAUUUUGUUUGUUUAAAAAAUGGUUGUUUUAAGAAGUUCUUAUUUGUUCUGAAGAAUGCCAUGGUGUGUUUCAAUUUUAAGAAUUUCUUUUCUCGUGUUUUCUUAAACAAGACUUAAAAAUAGAUAUAGGAGACAUUUUAUAUUUUAUUCUUCUUGUUUUCAUUUAUAUUUAUCUUUUAGGGAUUUAUUGAGUUAUAAUUCAAAAUAGUUUUUAAGUCUGUUUAUUUCAUUUUGUAUGUUAAUAUGCAAUUAAUUUUAGUAUUAAAUUAUUUUAAUUUUAACUAGAAAUAAUAUCGUUAUUAAAUCUACUUUAAACUCGCACAAACAUUAUUCUUUUUAAUUUUUUGAUGUUUUGUGAUUCAUUAGCGACAUAAUUUUACAGGGAUUUCAAAUAAUAAGAUAUGUAUAAUAAAAAAAUUGUUGACAUUUUUACCUAUUACCGCAUACUAAAAUGGCAUACUUCAGAGCAAAAAAUGUAUUCAAGAGAAAAACAUCUUAUUAAAAAGGAUAAAAUUAACUUUGCUUUAAUGUUAAUCACUUUUUCUCGAAAAUUAAUUUAAGUUCUAUUAAAUCAGGUUAUCCUAAGGUUCUUCUUGGAACUGACUGUGAAGUCCAUGGCUAUAUUAUGGAAAAUAAACAAAGUAACUGCACUUGCUCCGAUUUAAGCAACAGUUUUUUGCCAACACAAAUUUAUUGGUUAGCAAACAAGUCAAUUAUACUUGAAAAAGAAAAAUUGUUUUUUACAGCAACAAGUAAGUUCAACGAAAGAAGAUUUUAUUUAAAUAUUUGUAUAUUUUUAAUUUUACUUUCGGAUACUUUUUCCUAUUUACAAAAUUAAAACAAUAAAAAGUUAACAUUAUUUUUAAUGUCUUAUUUCUAUAUUUAAUUUGCUUAAACAUCUAUAUUUUAAUUAUAAAUCCAAUAAUUAUUUUUUUAGUUUAUGCUAAAAUUAUAUGACACAUUUCAUUAAUAACAUUUAAAUAUGAUAAUUAAAUUUGAAAUCUCCAUUUAAAAUUUAGAAACAGGAGAUAUACAUGUUUAUUUUUUUCAGGAAAAGACUCGUUUCAGUGUAUAAUCUCAAAUCAUUUGAAUUGGACGGAUCAAGUGGAUUUUAAGCCAAAUAUCUCAUGUAAGCUUAUGCAUUUAAAAAAUAAUAUAAAAAUAAACAUACGAGUACUUAAUCUAUAUCCUUUAUUUUCAAUAUUAAUGUUCCGUCUUUUUUAAAUUUAAAAAUAAUUUGUAACAUAUUUAAUAAUAGUAAUAUAUUUUUUAUCUAAAAAUCAAGUUUAGAAGUAGGGCGAUUAAUUUUAUAUUUAAAGACAUUUUUUGGACAAAAUUCAAAAUGUGUCAUUUCAUUAUCUUUUCAAAAAUCUUUGCAUCUAUUUAUCUGUAUGCUAAAUGGAGUUACGUCACAAACUUUAUUUUAUUUGGUUAUUUACGUUUGUAUGUUUGUUUACGAUUACUAAAACGUAAUUAAAACUGUAUUAUUUACUGUAUUUUCAGACCCACCAGACACUUUAACUGUAAAUAUAACAAAACAAGUUUUUGAUUUGUGCAAUGAUACCAACAUCUACAUUUCAGGAACGUGUUUUGUUAGUGAAAGCAAUCCAGAACCUUCCAUGAUUGUCAACAUAAACAAUCUAUCAAUGGACAUUACGUCUUCAAAACGUGAAAGAGAAUAUGUGUUUAAUAAAACUAUGACAAAUCCUGGGAUCUAUAACUUUUCUUGCCAGGCAAACAACAAAGAUUAUUCGAAAAAUAUAUCAAUUAUAACAAAUGUAACUAUUAAAGGUAAUAAUGAUGCAAAAAAGGGCUAUCCGCUCUAUUAGAACUAUUUUUUUGUAAUUAAAAAAAUCAAAUUUAAAAGUAUUUUAUUUAUUCUCAGUAAAAAUUACACAAAUUAUAUCAUGUAUACAAACAGGCCCAUCAGGUAUUCCAAAAAUUUUCAAAAAUGAAAAUGAAGAAAACAAAAGCCAACCUACCAACUUGCUGAAAAUUAUAAAAGGGGACACAAUCACUUGUCAGUCUAAAGGAGGAUAUCCAAUAUUAAAGAAUAUAUCUCUAAGAUGUGGACCAGAGGAAACCCUUGCAACAAGUAAGUACAAUAUUUUAAUCAUAGAAAUAAUACUUGAGUACAUAAAAAAGGAAGAGCAAAAUAACACAAGGAGCUUUCAUAUUUAUAAAAUUCGUUAACACUUUUACUAAAUUGCAAGUAGAAACGUUCUGUAGAGUG
Messenger RNA from Lymnaea stagnalis (great pond snail), 29602 nucleotides. NCBI's taxonomy places the organism in Eukaryota, Metazoa, Mollusca, Gastropoda, Lymnaeidae. The record is from the annotation of a GenBank genome assembly.